Molecule: messenger RNA, 5711 nt
Organism: Homarus americanus (American lobster)
Lineage: Eukaryota; Metazoa; Arthropoda; Malacostraca; Decapoda; Nephropidae
Exons: 11
Coding region: 408-2942 (844 amino acids)
Source: RefSeq, a predicted model, not a curated record
UGUCGCUGUUCCCCGCUACAAGUGUGGUAUGUUCCUGGAGGAGGCGGGGACGGGGCGCGUGUUGCUCUCCUUCAGCGAGGACUCCACCUGCACUAAUAACCUCAACUCCCCUACUGAUGGGUACGAGAACUACGUGUUGAUGUCGGUCCGUCCUGCCACUGCCACCCGACGUCAGCGCCUCCACCUGCACCUUCCCCGGGACCCUCUCAGGCCACUGGCACCACACCUUUAUCGCCGGUGACACCAUUGUUUUUAAGGACUACCGGAACCACAAAACCUACAGUGCCAGCUGCGUGAAGGACUUGCUGGACGGGGAGAGGUUCAUUGUAUACGCCCGCACCCACUGCGGUGACUGGAACUACAACUGCCUGUGGCUGAAGCGACGCAGUGCCAAUGUAUUAGAAUUUAUGUUGGGUCUUUACCCGAGGGAAAACUUCGACGUUUCGCUGUGUGAUGUUGGCAAGUUCGGCGACAUGACAUCUUGGAUCACACAAGGCAAGUCACUGUUGGAGGAACCCACGACGUGUCCCAUCGUGGGAAACUAUGCCGGGGAGCUUCCUGACGCCCCUGGUUACUGUGCUCAGCUGUACUCUGACUGUGAGACUCCACAACUCAUGUACUACACCGUCGGUGAUUGCAGAAACACCUCCAACGUGUAUGAGCACGAAGACCUGCCAGGCCCCACGAGUGAGGCGGGACCCUGGCUGCCGCCCGAGCAGAAGGUGAGCACAGGUGCUGUUCUCACUAUCGCUGAUGAUGAGGGCGGCCGUGGACGAAGGCAAGUAAAUGGUGGCCAGUUCCGUGUGGCCAACGCUCGGACCACUACCAUAUCCUGGCUCUGGGGAACCACCCCUGAUACCACAACAUCUACAACCACAUCGACAACUACCACUACCACAACAACAAGGUCUCCAUCCUCACAACGCUCACCAUGGACACACUUGCCUCUCCCCCGGCCACCACCUGCCCAUUCUGAGUCUACCUCAGAAAGGAAUUACGAUAGAUUCCAACCCGAUCCAUAUUCGGAGUUUCGCAGCCAGCCAGAACCACCCCGUCGAGGUGGCUACAACCCUGUUGACUUUUGGCCAAGUAACCCGAGUAGACCACAGUACCCGCCGGAGAAUGCUGCUCCUGAGCUGUCAGUAGCGCCCCCUCAACCUCCGAGGGAUCCUUCCCCAACCAGUGACAACUCAGAGGUGGCAGGAUCGGGAGUACCAGGCCGUGCCACUUGGGUUCCUGGGGCACCUCCAGGUUUUCUCUCUGCUUCCACUCAUCAACCUCAUGUCAGUGAACCACGAAACCCCGUAGGAGACAACCGCCACCCAACACCACCAGCACCCCACAACCCAUCGUACAACUACUCUCCAGAUGUUGGUACUGGUCGUCAACCACUGGAGCAAAGUAUUCACAGUCAACAACCCAUCAAGCAAGGUAUGCAGAGCAAAGACGAGAGUGAGUAUGCCUGGGACAACAGACUCAAACAUCCUCCUGGCUACUGGUUCACUGCAGGGCCUCAAGAUAAUGUAUCUGCAAGUGUAAACGCUAAGCCUGACUUACCUGACAGGGGGGUGGGAUGGGAACCCUCAGAGGAGUCUGGACAGAGCAUGACAGACAGUCGGGACGUGCACGUUGGUGGAGGUUCUGGAAGUGGGGAAGUUCCCUCAUCUGUGGCAUCUUGGCCUGGUAGUGACGGUCGUCAGGACGGCAACCGCUCCUUCACUCGUAGUUCUGCACUUUCAGAUUUGGGUGGACCCAGAGAUGUUACUACCUCCUUCCCUUCCGGUUGGAAACCUUCUCUUGGUCCAUCUUUCUCUACUUCUUCCUCCCCUGUAUUCUCUUCUCGGGAUGAAUCUGAUCGCACAAACAAUAGACAGCCCAUCAGUGGGCGCCCUGAUACUGACGACGAGCAACAGGUAAGAGACAGUAGUUUUAGUCACCGUAAGUUCAACAGGACAACAAACAGGCAACCUGGAGGCAGAGGCUUCUGGUCAUCUAGUACACAGACAGACAGAAAUCAGUCACCUUGGGACUCAGGGUCAAAUCCUGACAGUAAAAGACUUUCAGAUGAACACUCAUACACAUCGUCCACCAAAGAACCUCCAGUCUUUGUGGACAGACCUAUUGACAGACCACGUGACACUUUAAACUUCCAUCCAGUAGAUCCUGACCAGCAUAGUUCUGUAAACAGAGACUUUUAUAGGACAACAGAGGACUCCACUUGGCGAAGAAACCAAGACAGAACACCAUCAGGCAGUGAAGUUGAUGACAUCCCCUUAUAUAGAGACAGAGGGGCCGGAAAGUCUCCAGGGCGUGACGCUGGAUCUCACUGGAUCUCAGAAACUAUUGACACUGUCCCUGCACAUGUUAAUCGCCCAGGAAAGCUUGGAUAUCAGUCAAGUAUCGGUGAGCCUGGCCGCGUACCAGGUAGUGGGUCAACAGCUGCUGCACCAGCGAGAGGCAUCCCUGCCCAUUCCAGGAGGGUUACGGCCCCCAUUCUCCCUGCAGAGCGGGAGUACCAGUGCCUUGGCCAGUGGGAGGAGGAGGGGAGGUUGUACGCCCUUACCUACCGCCGGGAUAUUCGCAUCUAUGAGUGCUUCGUAGGCGUCAUCAAGCCCCAGGGUGUGGUGUUCAUCAAGGAGGCUGGCAGUCAUUGCUCCAGGGGCAUCCGUCCUGAAGUGCUCGGCAUGAAGCUUCACAGGAAAGAGUCAUGCACGGUAGACUCGACACCAUCACAGGCCAGUCCUAGCUCACAGAGAAGCAGCAGCAGCAGUCGAGCGCCAGUUACCAAACCUCCAUGGCUUCGUACCACCCGAUCCUGGAAGCCUAUCACAGGUCGUCCCAGUCAUCGAGGUUCAGGGAGUGCGACGCUACUCACCCCAUCACUUGUUCUCAUCUUUACUAUCACUGCUGCCCUCAUAGCUUCCACAGUCAGGACUGUUUAGGUAGCCAUUGAUUUUUUUUUUCAAUAAAUUUUCUCUAAUAUUAAGCAGUGCAUAAGUGUUUGUAUUCUCUAGAAGUAUGCUAGAUAUGCAGUUUUCCUCAAAUUUUAUGGAAAAGUAUUGGGCGUCUUCAAAGAUAGUAAUCUGUGAAUGAAGAUACAAGAUCACGGUGAAUGAAACCUGUUAACUUACUUAUACAGUACAGUACAGUACUGUAUAAAACUUUAUCUAGAGAGUACAUCCUCUAAUGGACUGUGGCCCAGUAAUAAACAUGUAAUAUGUCAUUAAGAGUGCUUUUUGGGCUCUCAAUGAAUUUUAGUUUUCAGUAUUUACCAGAGUUUUGGCCAUCGAUCAGAAGACACCAAGUGUUACCAAAAGUAACAUCAUUUGGAGAACAAUAUACCUUUCACUGACCAAGAAGACUCUGGCUAGUCAGAAUAUCUUAAUAGAAUAUAUAUAUAACUAUAAGAGAGCGAGAGAGAAUUUUGAAGAUUCAUACAUUACUCAGAGAUGUAAGCUGAUUCCUUUUGAUAAUUGUCAUGUUAGAGUUAAGUUGCUUUACUUAUUCAUAACAGAAUGGAAGACUAGCUUUAAAUGUUUCUCAUUUGGCAUUAAAUAGAAAUGCAUUUUAAAAUUUAUACAACUAUGUUGUUUUAUUGAAAUUUUAUAUACUGUAUUUGAGCACACAGGCCUUUCUUUCAAAACUGUAGGUAAACUGUACUGUAUAUAAUAUAAUGCUAGAUUUUUGCUUUCUGUAAACUUUUAAUGUAUAUAUUUGUAGAGUAGUACUGAAAAUGACCCACAUAUGGGGUCCUAUAAUUGUGUAGGUUGAUUGAUAGUCAUUCACAAACUUGAUGUUCACUCAUAAAUUAUCAUAUAGAAUAUCUCGCUAUUUUGUGACUCAGAAGGAUGUUUUAUUUUGAAUCAUGAAUAUAUUAACUGUGCCCUAAAAUAUAUGUUAUACACCUGAGCACAAGUUUUCAUUUGUUGGUAAAAUUGAUAUUUUUGUAUGUAUCAUUUUAUUGGUUCGUGUACUGUACUGUAUUUCACUUAUGUUUAUUAUUGGCUUAUAAUCUUUGUGUACACCAAAAAUUUCAUUAAAAACAAGUUUUGUAUAAAUUUUUAAAUGUUUUGAGGAAGUAUUUUUGUAAGAAUGAAUCUUAGCUCUACAAAAGUUUUUUCAGGAACAGAACCCAACCAACCUACUCUGUUAUUUGAUGUUUUAAGAGCACACUCACUCCUCAACACUGAACAAACUAUCACAUGUCAUCAUAACCAACAUUACACCAACACAUCUGUAUUAUUAGCUCAAGAUACAGAACUGUAUGUCACUUAACGUAGAAAUUAAAAUAUAGCAUUAUAUUUAAUGUAUUGUAGAAAGCCAAUUGUACUGUAUUAUUGAGUACAAUUGAACUGAUAAUGUAUGUUUAUUGAAUUGUGUUUUAGGAACUUAUGAAUAACCUCAAUUUUUUUUAGCAAGAUUUUUUGUUUUUGAGAUAUUUAUACCAAAUAUACAGCGCAUUAUAUCAGAAUAUUUUAUGAUAAUGAACUAUUUGUCAUCAUUAAUGUUUUAUCCAUGGCUCUAGGUUUGACAUUAGAAGCAAUUUGAUUUUAAACAAAAAUAAAUUAAGGCUGUUUUAGAUUACAGUACAGUAGUUACAGAAAAUAACCAAAACUAUUUCAAUUUACUGGAAAGUAUUCUAUUUUUUAAUUAGUUAUAGUCCCAGGUUUUACAUCAAUGCAUUUCCAUGUGAAUUUCAAAAGUAUCCUUCCUGAAUUAAUAUAACAGUAUUAUAUGAUUUUAUAUUGUGUAUUUUUUCCUUCAUGACAAAAUAUUUUAAUUCCCAAAGAAAGAUUGUUUUGCCAUAUUUAAGUACUUAUUGUGUGUAAGCAAUUGGGUAGGAUCCCUUCUUUUGAUUGUCAGUUAUUGCAUCUUCCAUGAGCUACAGGAAAUAUGGCACACACAGUUUCAGGCCAUCUCUUGUGAAGGAGGCAGGAGUGUAGGGUGUGGUGCUGAUGGUAAGUCACUACCGACGGUCCUAGGUGUAGCAGGAGUCUAAGGUUUAUGCCCGUAGCCAUUCAAAUUAUUUUUUUCUCACUACUGCAUUUGAUGGAGAUGUGGGGUAAAACAACCUAAAUGUACAGUAAUUUGUCAAGGACACUGAUAAUGUUCUAGGGAGCAAAUGUAUUGUGGUCAGUGAGGAAGAUGCAAGUCUACAGUAAGCCAAGGUGGAGUUGGCUUGAUGGAAGUUCUAGGUUCAAGUCCUGGGUGGUUCAAAAUUUUUUGUGUUUCUCACUGUUAAAUAUAUUUGUAUUUUUUGCUGACAUUUUAAUUAUUAUACUGUACUAUUGAAAUAUUAUUUACAUUGUCUCACCUCUUCACACUCCUGUCGUUAUUCUUCACAUAAACCAUUUGGUCUCUAAUGCAGCGCUCUUGUAUGGACACUGGAUCAACUUCAGAUUGUCUUAACAAUUUUAUAGUACAGUGUAUGAGUGUUAUUAAAUGAACUAUUCUUUUCACUUCAAAAUAUAUAAUGAACACUGUAUAUGUUUAUUUCCUUGUUUCAUUCAAAUUUCUAAAGCUCUGCCCCAGGACUUAAAAUUAGUUAGAAUAUCUUUUGAUAUUUUUUAUUUGUAAAAAUGUUAUUGUCCACUGCAUGUUGUACAAAAAAAAUAUUUAUUCCAUUAAGUGAUUCCUUUGUGAAUAAUGCCCCUUUGCACCUCCAGUUGUAUAAUGCACUUGUUCACCAAUAAAAGGUUUUAUGAACCACA